Castor canadensis (American beaver) is the source of this 1916-nucleotide messenger RNA. The record is from RefSeq and is a predicted model, not a curated record. NCBI's taxonomy places the organism in Eukaryota, Metazoa, Chordata, Mammalia, Rodentia, Castoridae.
GUAAAAUAUCAUCUGCGUCUUAUUAGAGUACAGAGGACCAUCUGGUGGCCAGAGAAGACAGACUGGAAAGGAACUUUUCUUUUUCCUUCUCGUCCUGCUAAAGGACCCAGCAGUCCAAGUCAUCCUGAUGGAGGAAGUCCUGGGUACAUCAAAGAAGGGUUCCUUGCUGUGCAGCAUGCCUUAGAUAAGGCCAUCAUGCUGCAUCAUGAGAGCAGUACUGGACAAAAGCUAUUUGAUGGUAUUAGCAUCUUUAUACAGAGAUUUCCACAUCCAGCUUAUCUUCAUGAUGGAUUACUUUGGAUCUCUAGUGGUUUCUUCCCUUUGAUAUUCAUCCUCAUGUUCUCUCCAAUUGUACUUUCCAUGAUGCGAUCCAUUGUAUGGGAAAAGGAAAAAAGAUUGAAGGAAUACCAGCUCAUAAUUGGACUUAGAAACUGGAUCAUCUGGGCUGGAUAUUUCUUCACAUUCUUCCCUUUAUAUAUCAUUAUUAUAUCUUUGAUAUGUGUAUUAUUCUUUAUUUUCAAAGAACCAAUCUUGCGCUAUAGUGACUGUAGUUUUCUCUUUGUCUUUCUUAUGUGUUAUGCCGUCGCUUCAAUAUUCUUUGCCUUUAUGGUUAGCACAUUUUUCAAUAAAGCCCAUUUGGCCGCUUCUGCUGGAAACCUCCUAUUUUUUGCCAGUUUCUUUCCAUUUAAUUUCCUUGCUCAACACUAUGGAAAGAUAACCCUUGCUAACAAGAUGGCUGCCUGUCUGAGCUCAAAUGUUGCACUGGCACUAGGGAUUAAUCUUCUGAUCAAGUUGGAAAUAAAAGAAAUUGGGGUUAAAUGGCAUAACCUUUGGACACCAGCCAAUCUUGAGGAUAAUCUCAUUUUUGGCUAUAUGUUUGGAAUGCUUUUACUUGAUGCUUUCUUAUACGGCCUUGUUACCUGGUAUGUAGAAACUGUCUUUCCUGGGCAGUAUGGUGUGCCCCGACCAUGGUACUUUUUCCUUAUGCGCUCAUACUGGUUUGGCAAACCAAGAAUUAAAAAUAAAAAAGAAGACAUUCAAGACAAUGAAGUAACUCAAAGCAACUGUUUUGAGGCUGAACCUACUGACUUGGUAGCAGGUAUCCAGAUCAAACAUUUGCACAAGGACUUCAGACACAAAGCAGCAGUAAACAACUUGUCCUUGAAUGCAUAUGAGGGGCAGGUCACUAUUCUUCUGGGGCAUAAUGGAGCAGGAAAGACCACAACCUUGUCUGUUCUUACAGGUCGUUAUCCUCCUACCAGAGGAGAGGCCUAUAUUAAUGGAUAUGACAUUUCAAAUAACAUGAUUGAGAUUCGAAAACACUUAGGCUUCUGCCCUCAGCAUGACAUAUUAUUUGAUGAGUUGACUCUAUCAGAACACCUCUUUUUCUACUCGGUGAUAAAAGGAAUAUCUCAAAAGAUACAUCAUACAGAAAUAUACGAUAUGCUGACUGUUUUUGACCUGCUAGAAAAUCUCCAUACAUUUUCAGGCUCACUGAGUGGAGGAGUGAAGCGCAAACUCUCCAUCAUUAUAGCACUGAUAGGGGGCUCCAAGGUAGUGAUACUGGAUGAACCAUCAUCUGGCAUGGACCCAGUCUCAAGGAGAGUCACCUGGGAACUUCUUCAGCAUUAUAAAAAGAAUCGUGCCAUCUUACUGACAACCCACUACAUGGAUGAAGCUGACAUCUUGGGUGACCGCGUUGCCAUCAUGGUCAGGGGCACCCUGCAGUGCUGUGGCUCUUCAGUCUUCCUGAAACAAAUAUAUGGUGCUGGAUAUCACAUAGUCAUGGAGAGGGAGCCACACUGUGAUGUUGAAAAGAUCUCUGCAAUGAUUAAGUCUCAGGUUCCAAGUGCCACAUUGGAGAAAAACAUUGGAGGUGAAUUAUCAUUUAUCCUACCCAAAAAGUAUACACAAAG